This is a messenger RNA of Neodiprion fabricii, 2518 nucleotides long. RefSeq lists its product as uncharacterized. The coding region runs from base 409 to 1029 and encodes 206 amino acids. The record is from RefSeq and is a predicted model, not a curated record. The transcript has a single exon. NCBI's taxonomy places the organism in Eukaryota, Metazoa, Arthropoda, Insecta, Hymenoptera, Diprionidae.
GCAAGCAACUGCGAGGCCAAAAGCACCGACGCAAACCGAGUCACAGUUGUCAUAAAUAUCACGCAAAAAAUUAUGCUCAUUAAAUAAAAAACAAUCGAUCUCCCGGCCGAGUGUUUACUGUGUUGUUGAUUACACAUAAGUUGACCGGAGCAGCGUGAAACGACAUCGGCGUAUAAUAUAAAAAACAAACCCCAAGAAGCAUUGAACCGUACUUCAGUGUACAGAGAGUGCAGGGUGAAAAAAGACUUGGACGAGAGUUCGAAAAGGAACGACGAGACAUCGCCUGGAUAUCGACUCGCACACCUGGAUAUCCCAAGGAACCACGUCGUUUUGGUAAACCCGGGAUUACCCGACUGGCACAAAUCGCUACCAACGAUUGUUGUUCAUCCGGCAUCUUCGCCAACGGCAAUGGAGGAAUCGACGAGGCUGACGAACGCGAGGAGUCGAGUUUCCCGAAAGCACAACCGGCGCUCGGAAUUCGUCGACGAAUACAGCACGGACAGCGGAUGCAGCAACAGCGGAAGCAUCGGAAGCGGUGAGCGUAUUUGCGGAGGCGGAAGAUCACCGCGUCGUCACAAUUACCUGGAGCUACGCGGCCAUUCCGCAACGUCCUACUCGCAGGAGCGGCUGCCCCGCAGUUUCGGAAGCUGCAACAGGGACAGGCACAGCAGUAAAUCAUCGAGAUCCUGGAGCCCGAGUGACGGCCGAAAUUCCACCGACUACGAUCAGUCGUCACCGCACUCAUCGAAUUCCUCCGACGAUCGCAGGAGCGACAGCGAUUCGACGACGAAGCGAUCCUCGACCACCGACACACUCCGCAGGGCCUUCCGGACCCUCAAGAUAUCGUGGCGCGAAACGGAGGAGAAAAAACACGCGAAAAAAUCACGAAAGAGCAUACUGAGAAGCCCGGUUUCCUACACCUACGUGCGGGGCCUUUCCGGACUCCCGACUCACCGUGUGCCCAGAAACUCAACACCGAAGAGAAUACUGCCGUGCGUAUGUCAAAAGAUUAUCGGAUUGAACCGGUAGUAAGUUUGGUUGAUAUUGGAAAAAUUUUUUAUUCGAUACGCAGGUAUCAAUGACUUUGAAAAUGAGAUUUUUUCCAAUCCGGUAAAUCGUAUACAUGAUACUUCGCGUGUAUGCGCAUCGUUGGAGUAACGAAAUUCUGAGUACAACAAGGAAUAUUUUCUUACUUCGUUGAAAAGAAAACUUGGGAAAACAAACGAUAAAUAUCAAGAGUGGAGAAAGAAGGGAAAAAAAAGAAAAAAAAGACAGUUGAAAAAACAUGAAAAUAUUUGCGAGAUGUAGGUUAGAUGCUGGGAUCAAAAUAUCACUCGAUUUAGGUAGGCGUAUUAACGUGAGCACAUCACAAGGGUAUAUAUAAAUGCACACACAGAAAUGUAUAAUUAUAUAAUAUCGUAUACGAAUUAUAGUUGCAUUAGAUAAAGUACGAGCCGUUUUACCCGUAGGGUAAAUAAUUUGGCAGUAUGUAUACCUAACUGAUUAACGGGGCUAUCGACUUAAGUAGCAAUUCUCGGGAGGAUCUGUAUUCGUGGCAUUUAACGUUACAACUUACUAUCGAAAAAGUGUAUGAAAGUAGCCCGUAUUGACCUAACGUCUUUGGGUGGGUGGGGGUCGAAACUUAGACGGGUCGGUAUUUCGAAUAGCCGAUACAUCGAAACUUCAAACAAGUGAAAAUAAAAUAACGUAAAUCAGUAUUUCGAACUGUUAAUCUUUCGUUAUUUUAUUUUCGCAUGUUUGAAAUUUCGGAACAUCGGCCGUUUGAAAUGUUGACCCUUCUAAGUUUUGACCCCCACCUAUGUCCUUCUUUGACUAUAUUCUGUAUUAGUCCGAAUGAAAUACGUGCCAAUGAAGUCGUGGAAUAGGGAAAUAUUAAGCAUACGUAUAGGUAUAUGCACAAUACACAUGGGCAGAGGUAUUCAGCGAGGAGGCGAGAAACAAAUGGAAUGCACGAGGUUUGAAAAUUUAGCUAAUUCAGUCUGCCGUAAACGUCAAUUAACGCGUAUGUACACACAUGAACAUGUAAUACGAGUAAAUGAGUCUCUUUGAAAUUAUACAAAGAAAAAGGAGAGAUAGUCAAGAGAGACCAGAGGUGAGAGAGAUGAAAAGAAUUAAAAAAACAUACAAACAUAUAUCAUUAUAUACUAAUUGUAUGAGCAUGAGUGGUGAUAAUCGUAUAUAAAUCUAAAUAUAACGUAUUGCUUGAUUAACUGCAUAUAUGUAUAACGGGGCUUUAAAGCUCGAAUCUUUAACUUUAAGAAAAUUGUAUUUUUUUUUUACUUCAACUUUCGUUAAAAUUAAUAAUCUUAAUAUUAAUUUAGUCAAUGCGACUUAUAGAUGUAAUAAUUAUCGAUAGGUACAUAUAGGUGUAUGGUAUGUAUGUAUAUAUUUAUAAUGCCGAUCUCGAUCACUAAACGAUUAUGCUGACGUGAAAAACGUGCACCUCGUACGCCAAUCACAUUACAUGUAUUAUCCUUUAAACGUGUAACGACACAUC